AAACCAAAACAAGAGCAACAUUGUGAACAACUCCCUUCAUCACGUUGCCUUACCUUCUCGUCUUCUUCCUUCUUUCUUCUUCGCCUUUUGUUCAACUCCCUCUCUUUUUCGAAUACAACUCCAGAUUCUUUUAAACCCCCAAAUUCUAGGGUUUCUGUGCGUUUUCUUUGCUCAGAGAUCCUAAUUUGGUAAUUCUCUGUCUUCUCUUUAUUCAGUGUCUCCUUUGGGCUUUUGUUCACCAUGUCAAGUUUGGAGGAGCCACUCGGUUUUGACAAGCUGCCUAGCAUGAGUACUAUUGAUAGGAUUCAGAGGUUCUCAGCUGGUGCUUGUCGGCCUAGAGGAGAAGAUAUGGGCAUGGGAACCUGCUGGAUUGAAGGGAGGAGUUGCAGCACAUCUAAUAGUUGUGAUGAGGAUUAUGAAGAAUACACAGGGGAGGCAUUCCCAUGGAGAAGACAUGUGAGGGAUGUGUCUGAAGGUGAAGCGUUCAACAGAAGGGCUUCAAGUCUAAGCAAGAAUCGCAUGAAAUGCAGACAUGUUUGUGACUCGAGGUAUUUGCCAGAUCUUCAGUAUAGGUCCAAGUGCAAUGGCAGAGGUGUACGAGGCAUAACAAAUAAGUUUUUAAAAGAUAUACCAAAGUUUGUGAAGAUAGUAGAAGUUGGUCCGAGGGAUGGAUUACAAAAUGAGAAGAAUAUUGUACCUACGUCUGUAAAGGUUGAAUUGAUUCGGAGAUUGGUGUCUUCAGGGUUGACCGUUGUUGAAGCUACAAGUUUUGUGUCUCCUAAAUGGGUUCCUCAGCUAGCAGAUGCAAAAGAUGUAAUGAAAGCAGUUCGUGACAUGGAGGAUGCCAGAUUGCCCGUUCUCACUCCUAAUCUAAAGGGCUUUGAAGCAGCUGUUGCAGCGGGUGCAAAAGAAGUAGCUGUCUUUGCAUCUGCUUCUGAGUCCUUUUCAAAGUCAAACAUUAAUUGUAGCAUCGAAGAAAGCCUUGUCCGCUACCGUGCUGUCUGUGCUGCUGCUAAGGAGCUUUCAGUUCCUGUUCGUGGGUAUGUAUCAUGUGCGGUUGGAUGUCCAGUGGAAGGAGCAAUUCCUCCAUCGAAAGUGGCCUAUGUGGCAAAGGAACUUUACAAUAUGGGUUGUUUUGAAAUUUCCCUUGCUGAUACAAUUGGAGUUGGCACCCCUGGUACUGUGGUUCCCAUGCUUGAAGCAGUAAUGGCGGUUGUUUCUGCUGAAAAGCUUGCUGUCCACUUCCAUGACACUUAUGGGCAAUCUCUUCCAAAUAUAUUAGUUUCUCUCCAGAUGGGGAUUAGCACAGUGGAUUCAUCGGUAGCAGGUUUGGGUGGUUGUCCGUACGCCAAGGGAGCUUCAGGGAAUGUUGCCACUGAGGAUGUGGUGUAUAUGCUUAACGGCCUUGGUGUCAAAACAAACGUGGAUCUGGCGAAGCUCAAGUUGGCUGGGGAUUUCAUCAGCGACCAUCUGGGUCGCCAAUCUGGUUCCAAGACCGCUAUUGCUUUGGGCCGGGUAACAGCCGAUGCCUCCAAGAUAUAAAGAAAAUACCUAUAAUUAUAAUGGAAUAAUUCUAUCCAGAUCCGAUGAUCUCUGCUCUAGCUAGCAAAAAGGGGAACAUGGUUCAUUGCACGGUGUGUUCCUUACAUUGUAUAAUGCUAUAGAAAAUAAAAGAAACCUCAAACCCUAUACUUGGUACUAAUCGUUAUUUUGGGAAUGGCAGAUAUAAUAAUAUUAUUAUUUUGUUAAAAGUA
Theobroma cacao (cacao) is the source of this 1754-nucleotide messenger RNA. Its product is annotated as Aldolase superfamily protein. Gene Ontology annotation, cellular component: mitochondrion. NCBI's taxonomy places the organism in Eukaryota, Viridiplantae, Streptophyta, Magnoliopsida, Malvales, Malvaceae. Gene Ontology annotation, biological process: L-leucine catabolic process; ketone body biosynthetic process. Gene Ontology annotation, molecular function: hydroxymethylglutaryl-CoA lyase activity. The record is from RefSeq and is a predicted model, not a curated record.